CCUUCGCGUCUUUCGUAAAUAAACAAAACUAUCAGAUGUCAAUAUUUAAUAAUAACAAAAAUUAUCAGCUGAGUGACGUCGUUGUCAAAGUCGAAAACGAUGAGUUUCCGGCGCACAAAUUGGUACUUGCGUCCCAUAGUCCCGUUUUCAGGAGAAUGUUCAACACAGACAUGAAAGAAGCCAAAGAAAAUUGUGUUAAUUUUAUAAACUUUGAGACUGAAGUAAUAAAAGAGGUUUUGAAAUUUAUGUACACAGGGAAAGUCGAGGCAGAAGAUGAUACUGAGCUGGUUCUUAGUGUCUUGGCCUGCGCUAACAUGUACCAGAUAGACAAAUUAAAAAUUUUCUGUGAGUGCAAAUUGAUCGAACAUAUUAAUGUUGAUAAUGUCAUUAAUCUUCUUGUUAAAACUGACAACUACGAUGUCCCCAAACUGAAAGAAAGAGCGAUAAAGUUUUUGGUAAAUAAUAAAGCCAACAUUUCUUUUGAUGAUGCGAUAAAUCAAGUGAGCAACUCAAAAAUAAUACGAGACUUUUUUAUAAACCAGAUGGGAAUGAAAUGCGACUAAUUAUUUUUAAUAAUUAAUUUUUUCAAAACUGUAAAUAUGAUACUUUAGUUUAUA
This is a messenger RNA of Microplitis demolitor, 617 nucleotides long. RefSeq names its product speckle-type POZ protein-like. Gene Ontology annotation, molecular function: ubiquitin protein ligase binding. The record is from RefSeq and is a predicted model, not a curated record. The transcript is spliced from 2 exons. Bases 36 to 563 code for a protein of 175 amino acids. Gene Ontology annotation, biological process: proteasome-mediated ubiquitin-dependent protein catabolic process; regulation of proteolysis. Gene Ontology annotation, cellular component: cytoplasm. NCBI's taxonomy places the organism in Eukaryota, Metazoa, Arthropoda, Insecta, Hymenoptera, Braconidae.